AUUGUGGAGCAACUCAAAAAGGGGGUCGAAGUCCAACUUUAGGGUGGAGAGUUGAAGUUAUAAUUGCCUUGAAGAAGCCAACCCAAAUGGGAAGCGAGGAUGACAAGUCAAUUUCUGACUUGAAGGAAGAAAUUGUCCACAAAUUCAGAGAUUUCAUGACAGGGAUCACAAAGAUUGAUGAGUUGGGAAGUGCUGGAAGCAGGCUGCUGUCAGGCUUUCAACAAGCACUUGAGUUUAUUCGAAGGCCUCCUAUAGAUACUAAUUCUAAAUUAGUCAACAAGAUAAUCGUAGCUAAUGAAACGAAGAGAGUUAAAUCCUAUGCCAAUUCUGGAUGUAGGAACCCCAAUGAUGGCGUCCAGAGUGUAACCAAUUUGCACUCAUGCAAACAUGGAGUUCUUAACCAUAUAAGACAAGCCAAGGUAAUACUUAAUGAACUUGAAGGUUUAUUGGGUGAUGUAACUAGUGCUCUACAAAAUGUACAUGGAAAUUUAUUUGCCCUCUCAGAUCUGUAUUUUGAUGUUGAAUUGAAUGAGCAGGCGACCUAUAAUGACUUGGAGGAAAAUGCUGCUUCGUCUCAUUCUCAAAGUACUGAUGUCACACCGACCAGAAAAAUGAAAAAUACUGAUGUCGCACGUUUAGCUGACCUAAUGGCUAUCAUAUACAGUAUGGUCAAGCGAGACUAUUUGAUGCAGGAAAGGAUAGUGUCAGCUUUAAAUCUCAAUUUGUCAUCAGAAGAACUGGAAAUCUACUGCCAAAUGUGGUCUUUGCGUCCGUUCAUAAAUGAUGAAAUCGUGCAUCAAGCUUGGGGACAUAUUCACUGAAAUGUUUUUUGUUCCUUAUUUGCAUAGAAUCAGUUACCAUCAGGCUGGAUAAACUUAUAAUGCUUUACGAGCCCCAGUGCUUU
Gastrolobium bilobum is the source of this 904-nucleotide messenger RNA. RefSeq lists its product as uncharacterized. The transcript has 8 exons. Bases 87 to 821 code for a protein of 244 amino acids. The record is from RefSeq and is a predicted model, not a curated record. NCBI's taxonomy places the organism in Eukaryota, Viridiplantae, Streptophyta, Magnoliopsida, Fabales, Fabaceae.